CCGCCUUUGUGCCCUACUAUUCUUGAUUGUAACUCUACAUAUAUGUUUAUAUUACUUUAAGGUGUACAAUAAAGAUUAUUAUUAUUAUUAUUACUACCAAACAUAUUUCUCAGUUCGCAUUAUUUUCGAAAAGGAGGUAUUUUUUUUUGUUUACUAAAUAAGUAUUGGAACGGUGCGUAAAAAUGUAUAACCCUGAACCGCACGUGUAUCAAUAGCCUUACUGGUUUUAUAAAGUUAAGAAUAUGAAUAUGGCUCAAUCCUAAAUUUAUACAGUCGAUCGUUAGUAACUGUACACUUAUCAACGCAGCAACAUGUUCCUCACAGCCGUUUAUUAUUUAUUGCUGAUCGUAUUUAACUUAUAUAUAGCAAUAUGUCUGCUAACAUUAUUGGGGCUCCUAUACUACAAGAUUCGAAUAGAAUCCGUAAAAGGUGUGUGUAAAUCCAAUGCAAGACUCGACGGGAAGAUCGCCCUAGUGACCGGAGGGAACCAGGGCAUCGGUCUAGAGACUGCAAGGGAGCUCGCAGCCAGGGGAGCUAGAGUAAUCAUCGCCUGCCGUGGUGCAGAGAAGUCGGCAGAAGCGAUACAGGACAUCGUGGCCACAACAGGAAACAAGCAAGUCGAGUAUAUGCACCUAGAUCUGUCGAAAUUCAGCAGCAUCAGGAAGUUUGCUGCAGAUUUUAACAAUAUCUAUGACCGGCUAGACAUCUUAGUGAACAAUGCAGGCCGUGGUGGCGAUAAACCUAAGUACACUGUGGAUGGAAUCGACUUCGUGAUGCAAGUCAAUUAUUUCGGACCAUUCUUGCUCACAAAACUGCUGACUGAAAAACUCAUCGCUAGCAAACCAAGUAGGAUUGUCAUAGUGUCAUCUAUAUUGCACUUCUUCGGGAACAUAAAUGUCGAUACGUUGGACAAAAUAGUCGGGCACAGCUUGAAAGCAAUGUUUUAUAACUACAACAACAGCAAGCUGUGUGGCGUGCUGUGGGCCAAGGCGUUAGCUAAGAAACUGCCGGAGGAAAUAUCAGUGAACUCUUUACAUCCCGGUUUGGUCAGAACGAAUAUAUUCAACAAACUGCCUCCUUGGUUUCGUAAAGUAUUUAUGUUUCUUUGUGAUUUACUGAACUUCAAGACGCCUAAAGAAGGAGCGCAGACAGUUGUCCACCUGUGUGUCGCUGAAGAGGUGCAGAAUGUGCGAGGGAAGUAUUUCUCGGAAUGCUGUGAAGUGAAACACAAGGGGCUAGCUAACAAUGAAGAUCUCGUGGAAAGAGUUUGGAAUAAAAGUGUAGAACUGACUAGUUAAAUUAACUAUCGCAUAAAACAAAAAGAUUCCGGUAUAUGUAAAAUUGGAGGAAACUAAUUGGUACGUCAUAUAGAGAUAGUUUUUAGUGAAAAUUUCGGUGUAGGAUAAGGAAUUGUUUAUCUUAUUUAUAGUGUUACUGUUGGCAUCAAGGGAUAUCAUGUAGAAUCCACCUUGUUUACCCCAAAGUGGAAAAUCCUAAUGGCACUCCCUCGAUUGGGGAGGACGAAGGGGACUGUCGGACUCUUAUUGACAGACGAAGGUGCUCCGUUAAUUCCACGACGAUUCAAGAGGUAUUUGAAAUCGAGCAUAAAAGAGGUAACUAGGUAGGAUUCUAUGGAUCUUGGUCAAUGCCAUGUAAUACUUAAUAAUAGCUACGCAAGAUAUAAAUAUUGUUAUCAGAAUAAUAAUUGCUAAUUGCAUUUUUAACAACAUUUCAACAACACUUAAUCUAUUGAGUAGAUAUUUUCAUAUGUAUUUUGUUAUGUACUUACAGUAACAGUACAAAACAAAACCCUAAAUUAAUAUCGAAAUAUAAAUAUUUUGAAGUUUUGCCCCGUUUUUGUUUAAAAUUAAAGUGCAAACAACA
Molecule: messenger RNA, 1884 nt
Organism: Spodoptera litura
Lineage: Eukaryota; Metazoa; Arthropoda; Insecta; Lepidoptera; Noctuidae
Product: retinol dehydrogenase 12
Source: RefSeq, a predicted model, not a curated record